Malus domestica (apple) is the source of this 1181-nucleotide messenger RNA. RefSeq names its product NADPH-dependent pterin aldehyde reductase. Gene Ontology annotation, molecular function: oxidoreductase activity, acting on the CH-OH group of donors, NAD or NADP as acceptor. NCBI's taxonomy places the organism in Eukaryota, Viridiplantae, Streptophyta, Magnoliopsida, Rosales, Rosaceae. Gene Ontology annotation, biological process: folic acid-containing compound metabolic process. The record is from RefSeq and is a predicted model, not a curated record. Gene Ontology annotation, cellular component: cytosol.
UCACGUGACUUUCUAAUGUCCACAUUACAAGUCCCGUCCACUACGCAUACUUCACAUUUUACAGAGAAGAAACAGCCCACUCGUGGCCGAAACCGAGAGACAGAGAAGAAAGAGCAGAGAGGGAUGAACGUGGCGAGCAAGGGAGGCGGAGGAGGCAAGGCGGCGUCGCGGAUCGUAGUCAUAACGGGAGUGAGCAAAGGGCUGGGGCGAGCACUGGCGGUGGAGAUGGCGAAGAGGGGCCACACCGUAAUCGGCUGCUCCCGUUCCCAAGAUAAGCUCAACGCCCUCCAAUCCGAGCUCUCCUCCGACAAACACCUCUUCCUCAACGCCGACGUCAGGUCUAAUAACAGCAUUGCUGAUCUGGCGCGAGUUGUUAUGGAGAAGAGGGGAAUCCCAGAUAUUGUAGUGAACAAUGCAGGCAUGAUCAACGACAACAAGAAGCUUUGGGAGGUUCCGGUGGAAGAAUUCGACAGCGUGAUAGAUACCAACGUUAAAGGAGUCGCUAACGUGCUGCGCCACUUCAUUCCACUGAUGCUGUCGCGGAAUGAGGGGAAGAACCCAUCCGGAAUCAUAGUAAACAUCUCCUCCGGGUGGGGUCGAUCGGGUGCAGCGCACGUGGCACCAUACUGUGCGUCGAAAUGGGCGGUGGAGGGGUUGACUCGAUCGGUGGCGAGGGAAGUACCGAGUGAGAUGGCGGUUCUUGCACUCAGCCCGGGUGUGAUACACACGGACAUGCUUGAGUCGUGUUUUGGGGAGUCUAGUAUGAAGAAUUAUCCGAAACCUGAUGCGUGGGCCGUCAGAGCUGCUACCAUGAUUUUGAAUCUUACGGCGGCUGACAACGGUGCUUCUCUUAACGUAUGACAUGACAACUCCGUUACAUAGAUGAGUCUAGACAUUCCUGUAGGAUGGAAUGGAGGAGUAGUUUUAGUACUAGUGUAUGAAUGAACAAAAGUGAGUCUAUAUUUGACUGUUGUUUAAAUGAUGCAGUAUUAUUUCAGUUUCGCUCAAAUCUCUCUGCUUAUGGAUUCAAUCCACAUUUGUUAUGAUCGAUUUGAAUCCGAAAUCCAAAAAAUCCGAAGAGGAACAAAAAUGGGAUAGGAAUUGUGCUAUUUUGAGUCUCUGUUUUAUUUGAUGUAUUUUGAAUGAUGUAUGAAUCUAUAAAAAUUGGUUCUUUUGAGUUA